GGCGCCCGCGCGCGGACAUGGCGGCGCCCGCCUACCCCUGCUGGGUGACGCGCUGGGUGUCCGGGCAGUGGCGGAACAAGAAGCGGCCCCCGGCGCUCCGCCCGCCCCGGACGCUGGCUCUGGCCGACAAGGUGGCGAGCCGCCGGGAGCAGCCGACGGAGGCAACGUGCAUUACGGAGAUGUCAGUAAUGAUGGCCUGCUGGAAACAGAAUGACUUCAACGACACGCCGUGUGCCGAAGAGAUCAGGAUGUUCUAUGACUGCGUGGCAAAGGCAGAAAAAGAGCGCAAGAAUCAAAAUGAGGACACCCUAUCAUCCAGGGGAAACUUCCCUUCAAGCAAAGUGAACAAGCUCCUGAAGAGGUUUCCUCAGAUGACACGUUAUGUAUAAUGUACUUUACAAAAGGGACUGUGGACAAGCAAUUAAAGUUGAGGUCUUGGUCAAAAAAGAAGAAGGUCAAGUUGAGUGAUUUUUUUGAUGUCAGCUGGUGUGUGGAUCUUGCUUUUGAUUCCAGAGCACAAACCACUCAUUCUGAGUAUCAGCUGGUUUCGUUCAUGAGGCUCUUGGUCUUGCAGUGUUAGGAUUUCCGCAGUGUGUUGUUCAACUAGCCUACUCAGGUCCUCACUGUUAAAUAAAACCUUCUAGGCUUACAUGUAAAUGCAUUUCCUAAUAGGGGAUGACUUCUUCACAUGCAGGCUUCCUGCCCAGCUCUGCAGUUGCUAUCAAAAACCGUUUGGGCUCAAACUCUGAGCCACUGAUAGUAAUGAUGGUAGUAAUUGAUGGUAUGAUGGCUCCUCGGCUUACAUGGGUAUAUACACAAUCUGGUGCCUUUUGAAAUCUUUUAAAUUUCCAGUGCUGUAAAAAAGGCUGUAGAAUUUAGAAAAAAUCUCCAGCAAAAUACCUUGUUAAUACAUAAUACGUUGGUAAGUAUCAAAUAUAACUUAAAAAUGGAAGUUUGUGAUUUAGACCUUCUGAUUUGCAGGUGAGACAGGUAUGGUGCCACGUUAAGUUGGAUUCUUUUGCCUAAUGUAAUAAAGCAAGACUGGUGUUUGACUUGGGCAA
Messenger RNA from Hirundo rustica (Barn swallow), 1061 nucleotides. RefSeq names its product coiled-coil-helix-coiled-coil-helix domain containing 1 (gene CHCHD1). The record is from RefSeq and is a predicted model, not a curated record. NCBI's taxonomy places the organism in Eukaryota, Metazoa, Chordata, Aves, Passeriformes, Hirundinidae. Gene Ontology annotation, cellular component: nucleoplasm; mitochondrion; mitochondrial ribosome. Bases 18 to 389 code for a protein of 123 amino acids. The transcript has 3 exons. Gene Ontology annotation, biological process: mitochondrial translation. Gene Ontology annotation, molecular function: RNA binding.